AUGAGGGGACUCCGGAUCCACUACCAUCUCCUGGAGGAGCAGGAUGAGGAUCUGCCCAGGGGCUGCGGGGACACGGCCGGAGAGGAGCAGCCGGGCUGGGCAGAAGCCCCGGUGCUGGAGGAGCCGUGCAGGAUGGUGCUGAGCACCCCCAGCAGCGUUCUGCAGGACAAGGAGUUCCAGGAGCUGUGGCCCUACCUGCCCCCCCGGCUGACACAGCAGCCCUGGCACCUUCUCUACAGCACCAGCAGGGAUGGCUUCAGCCUGCAGAGCCUGUACCGCUCCAGGGGUCCCCUGGGCUCCCCUGCACUGCUGCUCAUCAGGGACACUGAGGCACAGGCCUUUGGUGUCUUCUCUGCCACCCCCAUUCACUGCAGCAAAGGCUUCUACGGGACAGGGGAGACCUUCCUCUUCUCCUUCUCCCCACAGCUGAAGGUGUUCAGGUGGACAGGAAGGAACAACUUCUUCCUGAAAGGGGACGUGGACCUGCUGAUGGUUGGUGGGGGCAGUGGCAGAUUUGGGCUGUGGCUGGAUGGAGAUCUGCACCACGGGGGCAGCCAGCCCUGUGAGACCUUCGGCAACGAGACCCUCUCCCUGCGGGAGGAAUUCUGCAUCCAGGACCUGGAAGUGUGGGGCCUGGCCUGA
Calypte anna (Anna's hummingbird) is the source of this 642-nucleotide messenger RNA. It is a transcript of the gene TLDC2, whose product is annotated as TBC/LysM-associated domain containing 2. Gene Ontology annotation, biological process: response to oxidative stress. The record is from RefSeq and is a predicted model, not a curated record. The transcript is spliced from 6 exons. Bases 1 to 642 code for a protein of 213 amino acids. NCBI's taxonomy places the organism in Eukaryota, Metazoa, Chordata, Aves, Apodiformes, Trochilidae. Gene Ontology annotation, cellular component: nucleus.